Molecule: messenger RNA, 1452 nt
Organism: Pichia kudriavzevii
Lineage: Eukaryota; Fungi; Ascomycota; Pichiomycetes; Pichiales; Pichiaceae
Exons: 1
Coding region: 1-1452 (483 amino acids)
Source: RefSeq, a predicted model, not a curated record
AUGCAAAAUUCACCGCAAGAUUCAUAUAUACAUGCGUCUUCAAACGAAACCUCCCCACUUUCCAAUGAGGAUAUUAUUGCUCAAAAGAUUUUGAAAAGGGCUGAAAUUGCUAAAAUGACCAGACAAUUGAAGGAAAAACUACUUAGAGUUGGUUUAAAAGUCCGGGAUCAAAACUCUAUUUCUGGUAAUGACGACAAUAACGCCCAUCCACACCAAUUGAACUCGAGCACUUCCUCAACGCCAAUGAGUUCCCCUUCGAAAAGCCUGAGUGAAGAUGUCGCCAACGAUAUUACAGCAACCGCAAUAUCAAAUAUCCAAAACUCAAAAUUGUUGACCCCAACAAAAUCCAGGUUAAGUUUGGAUGGUAACAAUAUAUCUCUUUCCUCAUUAACGCCUGCUACCAUAUCUCCCCUAAAGAGGAAACGUUCUAUGAUGUAUAGAACAAACUCACACUAUGAGCAACAUGAUGAUACUCUCGUAUCUCCAUUGAAAAGGUCCAAUACCACCGGUAUGCUGAACUCCUCUCCAUUUGAUAUGACAAGUAGCCCUUACCAGUUUACGAGGGGGUCCUUACUUGUAACCCCACAAUCUCUUCCUCAUUCUUCAACUAAUAAUGCAACACAGCCUCCUAAAACACCACCAUUGAAGCAGUUUGACAUCUUCCAAACUGUCCAGAGAUCAUCAGAGAUUAAACUUGUAACCAAAUCUAACACUUUGAAACCUUCCAACGAAUUCCAAAAUGAAAACUCGAGAAGAAUGAGCCCUAAAAAGAAACUAUUACCUCCUUUGCAGCAAGAUCCAGAUUUAAAUAGAACAAUACAAGCAGAUCAACCAUGGGAUGAAAAUACACCUUCACUGCAAAUGAACCCAGACAAGGAACAAUCGACUAACAGUUUACUGUCCACUCCAAGGGCUUCAACUAGCAAAAACAACCAAGAUGAUGGUGCUGAUUUACUUUUGUUCUUAUCAAAUUCGCCAGCGAGAACAUUCAACAAUAAAGAACAACGGGAUAUUAAUAAGAUGUUGGCUAUUCCAACAACACCAAAGGCAAAUAAUAGUAACCAUAAUAUUAUCAGCAUUGGUGGCAGUGGGUUAGAGUCUACCCCUCUAAGAAAUGGUUUCUUAUCUCCAACACAAAAUUCGAUGAUGCAACCUCUACUAGGCACACCAAUUGGAAUAAAUCUCUUAAGUAAUAACAAUAAUAAUAAUCAACAUGGAAGGUUCCAAGCUCCUGCUACCCCGAACAAUAGAUUAUCUAGUAACUCUCAUAAGAAUGUCAACAGAACUCCUGGGUUUAGCAUGAGUGAUUAUAUCAAUUUCACCCCAUCACCGAGAGUCGCAAGAACCCCAGAUUAUUAUCAGCAUUCAUAUAAUAUAUACACUAAAAAUUUGAUGAAUGUUAGUAAGGACUUGAAUAACAUCACAAACAUCAAAGAAGAUGAGGAGUUGUAG